AUGUUUUGUAAUACAUCUGUGGCUCAACUUGUAGACAUUCUGGAUCCUCUUAUUGUUGGCCCAAGUUCUCCACGUUCACUUUUCGCGUUGAAGUUAUUUGUACAGUCAUGUCGGUGUGACAAAGGCUUGGGCAAAGGCGGCGCCAAGCGCCACCGCAAGGUGAUGCGGGACAACAUCCAGGACAUCACCAAGCCCGCCAUCCGCCGCCUGGCCGGCCGCGGCGGGAUCAAGCGCAUCUCCGGCCUCAUCUACGAGAAAAACCGCGGGGUGCUGAAGGUGUUCCGGGGGAACGUGAUCCUGGACGCUGUCACCUACACCGAGCACGCCAAGCACAGGACUCGUCACGGCCGCACCCUCUACGGCUUCGGCGGCUAAAAGUUUAUUACAAAAGGCCCUUUUCAGGGCCGCCCAAUUCCUCUCAGGAAAAGCUGUAAGUGGCUUUUGUGGCAU
Manis pentadactyla (Chinese pangolin) is the source of this 450-nucleotide messenger RNA. RefSeq names its product histone H4-like. Bases 1 to 375 code for a protein of 124 amino acids. The record is from RefSeq and is a predicted model, not a curated record. Gene Ontology annotation, molecular function: structural constituent of chromatin; protein heterodimerization activity; DNA binding. Gene Ontology annotation, cellular component: nucleosome. Lineage: Eukaryota; Metazoa; Chordata; Mammalia; Pholidota; Manidae. The transcript has 2 exons. Gene Ontology annotation, biological process: nucleosome assembly.